Molecule: messenger RNA, 3788 nt
Organism: Trichobilharzia regenti
Lineage: Eukaryota; Metazoa; Platyhelminthes; Trematoda; Strigeidida; Schistosomatidae
Source: the annotation of a GenBank genome assembly
CUACUCUUGAGUAGAUACUAGAUUUUGUUUACAGUGAGAUAUAGUGACAUAUUAUCUGUACAUGAUGUUAAAAUAUGGUUGUAUUGCUAUUAGUGAAGUCAUAGAGAUCACCAACUGGGUUUCUGUCCAUAUUAAUCAACAUCAAGAAUUGAUAGUUGGAACUUCAUUAUCAGGUACUUGGCCGUGAGCCCCACACAUUGUUUGAGGGCUGAUCAUGAUACCUAGUGGAAGUACGUGGAGCCUGAUUCAAAUCUGGGACUCAUUUGUUGGAAGUCAAGCGCUAAAGCCAAUAAGCCACAUCAGGAGCAAAGAAAGAGACGAGCAGCAACAUGUUAUUGACUAAUAAAAUUUUAAUCAACACCUACAGCUGAACUAGCUAAAAUGAGCUGUCCGAUUUGUGAAAGUCGUCAUCUUGUUGAAGAUGAAAACACUGGACAACUAAUUUGUGGAGAAUGUGGGACAGCAACAGGUGUUUUUCGAGGAGUUACACAGUCUCAGGAUUUCUGUGAAACUCGUGGAUUACGUGUAAUACAAAAGCAGGUGAAUCCAGUGACUGCAGACAAUCCGGAAACUUUGGAUGUGAAAAUAACUGAAGCAAAUAGUGCCGUUAAUCAAACGAUAAAUUCUGUUCCUCGCAAUACGAAUUGUGAUACAUUAGACGACUUGUUCACUUCAGAUGAUGUAGAUAUCAUCAAUAUAAGCCAGAAAGACAAAUCCAAAGAGAAAAGUCGGCCAUGGCGCCUAUCGGAACCUUUUACAUUUAUAAUGAAAUGUCAAGCAAAUAGUUUAGCAAAAGAGUUAAAUCUAUCAGACGAAGAGAAAACAACGUUGUGUAAUGCUGUCUGGAAUAUAUGGCUUCAUUAUUUGGCUAUAACUGGUGAGCUUGGUUCUGAUGCUUGGCUAGAUGCAGCUGUUGCCUUGACGAAAUCAAUUAGUGAGGUAUAUCAAAGCAAAAUUGGGUCAUUAAAAGAAGGCGACAGGCCUCGGCAUAGAAAUCUGCGAAGAUGUAAAGAAAAUGUUCGUUACUGUAAUUCUACUCCUUUGCUAUAUGAAAAUGAAUGGGAGUUUAUUAAAACCCGUUUGAGCCAGUUACAGUGGUUUGGUUGGGGUAUGCUGUAUGAACCAGAUGAAGGCCGUGAAAUCGUUAGUAUGCUUCAUGUAUCUCAGAGAAAAAAUAAAAAAUUAGCUAAGUUAACCAGGCAACGUAAACGAAAACACAAAUCAGAUAGUGAUUCUGAUUCAGAUGAAACCGACCAUUUUUCUGAUGAAGACAAUGUCGAAGAUCGCAGAAAGUCCAGAAGUCGUAUGGGGUUAGGAGAUUCUAAUGAAAAAAAUGUUUCUAGUCCAGCUGAGACUACAAAGUCCAGUGUUUUCCCCAUCAUCACUUAUGAAAAGUAUACUCGGGAUGUAUUAGCACCAUAUUUUACCAAAAAGUUGUGUCGUUUACCAGAUAUGAGUAAUUUAUUUUGGCGUGGUCAAAUGGAAGGCGGUAUUACCUGUCGAGGAUUACUGGAGCAUAAUAUAUCUGUUUUGUUUUUUGCUUGUUUAACUACAAGCCCUAUACGAAAAGCAUUCAACCCAUUGUUUUUAUCAAGCUUUAUAAAUCCUGGCUUUCCAAAUGUCCCGUAUGCACUUAGUACAAUGAUUACUUUAAAAGAUUUAUUAGACUUGUGUGUUAGUCGCCGUUUACCCUUUAUAGCUGCUGAAAAGUUUUUCCCUCCGGGUGCUUUUCGUAUACGUGAUCAAUGUUUACGAAAUAUGAUCAGACGACUUCGACAUCCAGAAAUUGAAGUUUUAACGCAUGCAACUGUAAGAAUGCGUGAAUUUCUUGGCUUAAAUCACUUUCCAAAAUAUCCAUUGAUUUGGCUUGUACAUCGUCACAUAGCUGCUUUAGGUCUUCCAGAAAUUAUGCAUAUAUUUGUAAAACCUUUAUUAGAAAGAUUACAUAAACAAUGUAUUGCUAUAAAUGAGUUAGUACAACGUCCUUUAUUACAUUUUAUCCCAUGGCCUCGAGUUGUUCGUCCAGAAGUAUUUGCAAUGGCAUUCGUUGUUAUACUAUUACGUCUUGUAUUCAAAUUCAAUGAUACUUUUGAAUAUCAACUUAGUUCUGUGGCUAAAGCUUUAGAAACAUUUCCAGAUCGUCAUGUAGAAAGUGCUCAAACUGGUAGUGUUUCAUUAUAUGAUCGACCAUUUGUUUGGUUAUCAUGGAUGCAGUAUAUUGAUUCAAGAUUUUAUCCAUCUCAUAAAAUGAAUACAAGUCUAUCGAAAAGUGAACGAAUGUCGUAUAGUAAUGAAAAAGUUCGAGAUACUAAUCAACCGUUAAUUAUGACUGCUAGACGAGGUACUGAAUUGCUCAAUGUAGAAAAAGCAUCAGAUUUAUUAGGUUUAGCAGAAUUCAAAAUUGGUCAAGAUGUUGGCUGGGGUGAGACAGGUGUGAAAGAGAUCAAAGUAGCUAAUGCUUCAGUUAAAAUGUCAUUAUCACAACCAUUGCGUAAUCUUUAUGAAAAUGAUAUGACGACGAAUUCCUCCUCUUCAACUACUUAUAAUCAAUCCCAGCAACAAGAGCGUCAUCAAAAGAUUAAUGAUAGUUUUAUAUUCAGCAGUAGUGCUAAAAGUACUCAAUCUAUAUCUCCUAAACCUAUUUUACUUUCAAGUUAUGAACAAGAUGGUCUACUUAGUCCAUUUCGUAAAACACAAUUAAAUUAUUUAUAUGAUGAAAAUAUUAAUAUCAAUGAAUAUUUUCCAAUAUCUAAUAAUCAUAAUUAUAAUACAUUUAGUCAAUCUUAUACGUUUAACAAUCAUGCUAUAAGAGAAUGGUGGUUAAAUUUAAUAGAUAUACGAUCUGAUUACUUUCCAAUAUGUACUGGUGAAUGGUCUUUUAACUAUACAAAUAAAAACCUAUGGAAAAAUCGUAACAAAAUGUCAUUUUUAUUACCAAAACCAGUUGAAGAUUUGAUUGCUAAACAUAAUGAAAAUUUAUCUAAAGCAUUAGACCAUCGUGGUGUAGUGUCUCAAUCUGAAGAUGACAGAAAUCCUUCAAGUGAUUUAAGAGUGAAUACUGUCGUUGAAACUGAAGAUUCAGAUACAGAAAAACCUCUUUGCUUACAUUGUUGUAAUCCAAGUAAAAGUAUUAAAUGGCUUGUUAAAGUCUGUGCAAUGGUUUGUGGAGCGUCAAACGCUAGAUCACUUAUCACUGAAAUUGAAUGCUUGGAACGUUUGUUUAAGUGGAAUGCACCACAACUAUGUUCCGCAACAUUAUCUGGAAAUGAAUCACGUUUUGUUGACUAUGCGCUUCUAUCAUUUUUUGAUUUGAAUAUUGAUGCCCCUAUGUUAUCAGAAAUUGUUAAUUACGUCAGAAUUGGAAUUACAUGAUCUAUUUUUUUCUCACUCGCACAAUUUUUGUAUAGUGGUAUUCUUAAUAUUAUAUUAUAUUUGUUUGUUUAUUUUUUUACAAUUUGUACAUAGAACAAGCUUAGUUGUAUUCAUACCAAUCUAUCGUUUUACCUGUUUAUUAUAUGAUUUGUAUAGUUUUGAUAAUUGCAAACAAAAAUAAUUAUGAAUAAGGCAUUAAGAAGACAAAUUUCGCGAGAUGAUAUCAUUUCGUAGUUUCUUUACAACCGCUUUACAACUAACAUGGUUAACAAUGAUAAAAUAAAGUUCAUGAAAAUUACUCAGUUAAAUAAAAACAAAAGUACAUACUAAUGACCAAUCAUAUUUAGAUAGGUCAUGUAGUCCAGGGUAGGGCGAAGAUUGAGGUCUAUUGUUUUUUGUACACACAGUUUAGGCUG